Penaeus vannamei (Pacific white shrimp) is the source of this 630-nucleotide messenger RNA. The record is from RefSeq and is a predicted model, not a curated record. Lineage: Eukaryota; Metazoa; Arthropoda; Malacostraca; Decapoda; Penaeidae.
AUGGGGCUGAGUCUGAGUGGAUGGGACUUGGAAGAUGGGGCUCAGUGGAUGGGGCUGGGUGGGGGAUGGGGGGCUGAGUGGAUGGGGCUGAGUGGAGUGGAUGGGGCUCAGUUGGAUGGGGCUAGUGGAUGGGUGGGUGGAGGGGCUCCGAAUGGGGCUGUGGAGGGGCUCAGUGGAGGGCUGGUGGAUGGGGCUCAGUGGAUGGGGCUGAUGUGGAUGGGGCUGGGUGGAUGGGCUCAGUGGAUGGCUGGUGGAUGGCGUGGAUGGGCUGUGAUGGGGUGGAGGGCUGUGGAUGGGGCUCCGUGGGGGGGUGAUGGGGCUUGGAGGGGCUAUUGGGCUGUGGGGGCUCAGUGGAUGGGGCUCAGUGGAUGGGGCUGGUGGUUGGGGCUGGGAUGGGGCUGUGGAUGGGGCUCCGUGGAUGGGGCUCCGUGGAUGGGAGUGGAUGGGGCUGGUGGAUGGGGCUGGGUGGAUGGGCUAUAUUGGGGCAGUGGAUGGGGCUCAGUGGAGGGGCUCAGCGGGCUGAGGGAUGGGACUCAGGCUAAGGAAGCCAGCGUUAGAGAGUCGCUAGUUACCUCUGCGCCUCUGAGACUAGUUCCGCCCGGGGAUGGUCUGGCCGGCGAACGCUAUUAG